Messenger RNA from Aegilops tauschii subsp. strangulata, 1788 nucleotides. The record is from RefSeq and is a predicted model, not a curated record. Lineage: Eukaryota; Viridiplantae; Streptophyta; Magnoliopsida; Poales; Poaceae.
AUGGUGAAGGACAAGACGGCGGCGCUGGAAUGCGCGAAGAAGGGAGCGGUGAAGGGGAAGGGGAAGAAGACUGGCAUGAGCGGGUCGUCAUCGAGAUCCGGCUUGCCGCGCGGCUGGGUUCAGGGCGACUGGAUCCAGUCCACCAUCGAGCUGGAUGAUCUGCGGGAUCUGGCCGAGAGUGGGCUGAUCGAGCAUGGUUCUUGGAGGCUCCCGGGGGACGAAACUGAGCCACUGCCCCAGGAGGGUGAAUGCGUCUUGCUCGCCACCCACGUCGACCGCGGGAGCAAGAGCGGUACCAGGAAGGAAGAAAGCGGAGGCAAAAGCAUGGAUUAUCUGUCUGAUGGAGGAGAAGAGGAGGAGGAAAGCGAGGACUCGAGCAGUGGCGAAGAGGUCGAGUCACCACCUUGCAAUGAAAGGCGUUCCAAGAAUAAGCAUGACCCGGCAAGUAUCCGUGGCAAGGCGACUGGGCAGACUGGACAGACCUCAAAGUGCCCUCGGACGUCUUCCCCAGCGCCAACUGAGAAGGCCCCGAAGCAGUCUAAGGCUACGCCAUCAAAACCGCGGAAGGCUUUGCCCAAGAUCAAAGUGGUCGUUCCCAUUGCUUCCGGUGCUGCUACCUCUGGGACUUUUGUUUACAGGGAUGAAGACGAGGAAAUGGAGGACGCAGUCACCUCUAACCCGGCUCCUCCCAAUGUCAUUGAUCUUCCAGAUGACGACGAGGAUGUGCCGCUGAGGCCGAUGGGAAGGAGAAGCAGGAAGACAUCAACUGGAAAGGCGCCUCAGUCGACGCCGGUGAUGGAACCGCAUGCAGACUGCGGCGGCGCCGUGGUGAGCAAGCUCCCCAAUACUUGGCCCAAAGGAGCCUUCGUGGAGACCAUGAAGGUAUGGCAGCAGGAGUGGUUCUACAUCACCGAACCCCGCGGGCUGGACGGCGAAGGCGGAGCGGAUCAGGUGUCCAGCGCCGCUACUCGAAAACCCAGCCACUCCUCUGCUAACGAGGAUGCUGGUCCCGGCGCCCUAUCAGGCGCCAGAGAAAAAGCCAAGAUGAAAAUCAAGGAGGCCAAAGGAGGCCUCCGUCAUAAAGGUACUUCGGACGCUAUGUCCGGAGAAACCAAGGCUCCCUCCUCCCCCGAGGGAGAUGAAGACGAAGGGGAGGAGGAUGUCGAAAGUGAUUCUCCCCUUAAGGGGAGGAAGAAGAAAACGGCGGCCUCCGUAGACCCAGAGGCGGAGGCAUCCAAGAGGGGAAAGAUCUCCCUCCCGGAUGGCUCGGAUUCGGAUGCCGAAGCCAUCCCUGAGUGGCGCCCUAGUCCGGCCCGCGACCUUCCCCAAUCUUCAACGUCCGAGGGGAAUUCUCUGGCGCCAGAGAUGGUGGAGAGCGAGACGCCUCCGCGAGCCUCUCCGCCAACCACUAGGGACAACACCGAAGUGUUGUCCGGAAGAGCUUCUCCGGGCCGGGCGAAGGUGGGAGAGGCCAACAAGACGGCGCCGGAGGCGGCGACCGCCCAGGCCGCUGAAGUAUCCGAACUCAAGAGGAAGCUGGAGCUGAUCGAUGAGGAUCUCGUCCGCAUCAAUAAGCGGUUUGAUGAGGCGCAAGGUAGUGCGGCCGAGGUCGAGACCUUGAAGAGCGCCCUUGCCCAAGCCAAGGAGCAGGCACGGGUGAGCCAGGCGGCCGCUGACAAAGCGGCCGCGGACUUAAAGGCCGAGCAGGUCACCCGCCGCCGAUACGAGGAGCGGGUGAACGAAGUGGAGCAAGAGCUCAAAGAUGCCGCUGGCAAGUGCGAGGCCUAG